ACCGAAUCAAAGUUGUUCAGUGUCAACUUUUUCCGGUUAUUCAGAGUUAUGCGACUUGUCAAGUUAUUGAGUCGUGGUGAAGGGAUACGGACUUUGCUGUGGACAUUCAUCAAAUCAUUUCAGAUCUCUCUGGUGAACCAGGAUAGUGCAAUAACUCCGAAUAAUAAUUUCCAGACAUUCCUUCAAUCAGUCCUAGUUCUUUUUCGUUCCGCGACCGGAGAGGCCUGGCAGGAAAUUAUGUUGGGCUGCAUUUAUCGUAAGUUCAUUCAUAAACUAUUGAAGUGGGUUGACCUCGAUUUCGAAAUUUGGCCGGGUUGUCAAGGUGACUUAGUUAAACGGACCUUUGUUUGCCCUUGGUUUUCGUAA
Messenger RNA from Protopolystoma xenopodis, 366 nucleotides. The record is from the annotation of a GenBank genome assembly. Lineage: Eukaryota; Metazoa; Platyhelminthes; Monogenea; Polystomatidea; Polystomatidae.